AUGUUCGAGAAAAAGUUCAACAUUGAAGUACAAACUUUACAGCCUUUACGUGAGUUUCUUGCACAACUGAAAGAAGAAGGUAGUCGGCCACAACUUAUAGACUUUCAUUAUGAAUUUAAUGAAAAUGAAGAUGGAACUCAUGACUGUCAGUUUGUUAUAUAUUCACCAUUCAAUGAAGUAGCUAAAAAGAAAGAAAAUCCAUUACGUAUAAGAUUUCAAAUCUCUGAACCAAGUGAUGAUUUCAAGAAUGUUUUCAAUUAUGAUGCAAUGCUUCCGAGGAAAAAUGAUUUUUCCGAAAUUAGAUUUCCAGGCAUUUGGGAUAGAAAGCAAGCUAUAUUAUAUUCAAACUUGAGUAAGGGAGUUGAAAAUGAGUUCAUUGGUCAUACAAGAACUUCACCACUUCCUAACCCUAAAUACUAUAAAUUAACUGGCUUCAAUCGUGAGUUUUGGAUAGACAUGUUUUCCACUCAUGACCAUAACUGCCCAGUGUUCUUACCUCCAGACCAUAAGGACUGUCUCUACAUUGAAGCACAACUCUUAAACUCUACCAUCGCAGUAUUGUAA
Molecule: messenger RNA, 564 nt
Organism: Trichomonas vaginalis G3
Lineage: Eukaryota; Parabasalia; Trichomonadida; Trichomonadidae
Exons: 1
Coding region: 1-564 (187 amino acids)
Source: RefSeq, a predicted model, not a curated record